AUGGCACCCUUGCACUCUUUGCUUCCAUUGGCUAUUUUCGUUUGGCUCCAGGCCUCCUUUCCAUGUCACGGCAGUCAGGUGCAGCUAAAUUCAAAUUCAAACUCCCCGGAUGUUAGCUACGUAAUUCUUAUCGACGCUGGCUCUACUGGAAGUAGAAUGUAUAUCUACAAAUUCCACUUGAACAAACAGGAAAAACUAGAGAGUGUGUCAGAUGUUGAGGAAGUGGACAACUCGCUUGGUAAAGUCAAACCUGGCCUGUCCUCGCUGAAUAAAUUGGAUGGAAUUUCAGAAUACCUGGAAAAAUUCAUCACGGCGGCAGCAAGAAUCAUUCCUGAAGAUAAACAGACUUCAACGCCUUUUCUUUUGCUGGCAACCGCUGGGAUGCGUCUGCUAACCGAGGCGGAUCAAGUAGCCAUUAUGAACUAUGUGAAACAGGUCUUGAGUAGUGAUCGCUCACCAUUCCUCUUCAAAGAGGACUACGUGCAAAUCAUUUCAGGCAAAGAGGAAGCCAUAUACGCUUGGAUUACAGUGAAUUUCAUCCAGGGAGUGUUAACCUCGAAAAGAUGGACCCCAUCAUGGGGUGUGUUGGACAUGGGCGGGGCCUCUACCCAAACCUCAAUGCGCCUUCCCAGAAAAUCUGAGCUCGCCACCAUCCUGAAACUGGGAAAAAAGAAUUACAAAUUGUUCGCUAAAAGCUACUUAGAUAUGGGAUUGGCUAGGAUUCACGAUCGCUUCUUGGAGUUUUUGGACGAGUGGGAAGACAAAACAGUUGAUGAUAAAGGAUACAUCAAAAGCCCUUGUCACCACAAAGGCUUUAGCGAGACCUUGAACGUUGGGGGCCAGGAGAUGAGUAUCACUGGGGAGCCUGACUCGGCGAUGUGCCGGAGGCUCAUCGACGAUAUGGUGUUCUGUGCGAAUAAACAUCCAAACCAGGAAUGUCCCUUUGAUGACCAACCGAAGCUCAAUGGAAAAUUUGUUGCAUUCUCUGCUUUUUACACAAUAAUUGAGCGUAUAGGCGCAGUAAUUUGUGAAGAUAAGCCCGUUAGUAUUGAGCAAAUCGGCUGCGCUGCGAAAAAGUUUUGCUCCAAGCCAUACAAUGUUGUGAAACCCAUCGACGAAGGCUAUGUUAAAUUUUCAUGUCUGUGGGGAAACUAUGUGUACGAACUUUUGCAAAAGGGUUACAAGAUGCCUGCGAACAAGAAAAUUUUUGUCGAGAAGGAGCUUAAAGGUUUCUCGCUAAGCUGGAUCAUGGGCGCUGUUUUGUACAAAACUGACCUACUGUGA
Messenger RNA from Pocillopora damicornis (cauliflower coral), 1284 nucleotides. RefSeq names its product ectonucleoside triphosphate diphosphohydrolase 1. Gene Ontology annotation, cellular component: membrane. The record is from RefSeq and is a predicted model, not a curated record. Gene Ontology annotation, molecular function: ribonucleoside triphosphate phosphatase activity; UDP phosphatase activity; GDP phosphatase activity. Gene Ontology annotation, biological process: nucleoside diphosphate catabolic process. Lineage: Eukaryota; Metazoa; Cnidaria; Anthozoa; Scleractinia; Pocilloporidae.